Molecule: messenger RNA, 3214 nt
Organism: Glycine soja
Lineage: Eukaryota; Viridiplantae; Streptophyta; Magnoliopsida; Fabales; Fabaceae
Product: BRCA1-associated RING domain protein 1-like
Exons: 13
Coding region: 933-2960 (675 amino acids)
Biological process (GO): positive regulation of transcription by RNA polymerase II; negative regulation of fatty acid biosynthetic process; double-strand break repair via homologous recombination
Cellular component (GO): plasma membrane; BRCA1-BARD1 complex; BRCA1-A complex
Molecular function (GO): metal ion binding; ubiquitin-protein transferase activity
Source: RefSeq, a predicted model, not a curated record
CCAUCCCUCUGUCCAUCACAAACACCAUUGUAUCACUGAUGGAACCAUUGCUUUUCCAUGGCCUUCAAGAAAACAACAAACAAUGAAGGACCCAACAUAGAACAAAUAAUCCAAUACAGAUAUAGAGCUUUCAAGAUAAUAUUCAAUUUUUUUCAGAUCUGAGAAAUUGAUACAAAACCCAAAAACAGAAAUUCACAAUUCCCACUGUGAAAUCAGAGGGCACAGACGAUAGCGCUUGAGCCUUGUUGUCUCCGGACUCGAGUCGAUGGCACGUUCCAAAGCAGUAAUUGCGGCGACGGAGGAGCGAGGGCGGUUCACGGAGCGCUUUAUCACCGCCGGAAGCUGCGAAUGAAAGCCGUUGUCGGAGAAAACCUCCGUUUAACGGCAAAGAUAGACCAUCGCAACGGUGGAGGCAGAGCCACCGCCUUGUGGUGCGGGUUUAACGAAGGUGCGGUGGUGGCGCGGGUUUGACAGAGAUGUGGUGGUUGCAAAGGAUUGACGGAGGUGCAGUGGUGGCGCGGGUUCGAUUUUUAGUUCCGGAAAGAAGGAACAAAAAGAGAAAAAAGAAAAAACAAAACUGAAGAAAAUAUCUAAACCGUAAAUCUAAAAAUGAAAUGAUCUAACGGUUCACAUUUACUUUGGCACGGUGGGAAAAAUCUUAACCUUCCAUCAUGUAAUAAAGAAGGGGGAGUGGCGAAGACUUGAGAGAGCGAAAACGAAAAUUGGCGCUCCUCGCGCUUGAAACGAAAACGUCGUCGUAGCUGAGCGCCAAUCAAAACCGUAACCGCGCCCUUCUUCACAGUCAACAAAUCUCAACCGUCCACGUUUCCAUCACAAUACAUCAUUUCUGAAAAGACCGCCUCCCCAUAAAAACCAAAUAAAAUCUCAAAGUCUCUUACAUCAUCACCCUUUCUUUCUUUCCAAAACCAAAAAUGGAUGAUUCUGGAAGUAAAACUAAACUGUUGAAUCCAUGGAUGCUCCACUUCCAGAAACUCGCUCUCGAACUCAAGUGCCCUCUCUGUUUGAGUUUGUUCAAGAGGCCGGUGUUACUUCCAUGCAACCACUUGUUCUGCAAUUCAUGUUUGGCUGAUUGCAUAACGGCUGGGCCUGGAUGUGCUGUUUGUAAGGCAACGUAUGCUCAAACAGAUGUUAGGCAUGUGCCUUUUGUGGAAAACGUGGUGGCAAUAUAUAGAAGCUUGGAUGCCACUUUUUGUGCUAGUUUGUUUCAGCCAUGUUCUUCUGGUGAUGGGAGGGUUUUGGAGCCGUGCCAAGCAAUUCUUAAUUCAACUUCUAGUAGUUUAAAAGCUGCCAAGCUUCCUCGGAAUUUAACUAAUUCAAAUGAGGUUGGGGUUGGCAAGAAUUUCAAAUCCAAGAGUGUGGUGCAUGACAAAGCAGAGGAGUUUGAGUUGUCUCGUGAGAGAGGGAAGCCCAAUCCAAUGCAAUCUUCCCAUAUGGAACUUGGUGGCCGCGAAGAGUGUGGAGUUAUGGAAAUGGAUGUGAAUCAAGUGACACAAUCAGCACCAGAUAGCCCACCCUUUUGUGAUACCAAAGGUUCAGAUAAUGACUUCAGUGAUCAAGGCAGUGAGCAUCCAUUACUUCCUGGUAGAUUGGAAAAUUCUUCACUAAAGAGAGCUGGCACAGGAAAUGGAAAUUUGAAAGAAAGAAUGGGACAGCUCAGGUCUGAAAGUUCAGCCUCUGAAACUGAGGGUCUUGCAAGGGAUCUCAAGAGACAGAAGAAUCUGGACUUUAAACCUGGAAAGGAACCUGGUGCACCAUUGCCCAAAAUUGACAUGUGUCCAACCGGAAGGAUCUGUUCAUUUUGCCAAUCCUCUAAAAUCUCAGAGGCUACUGGACCAAUGCUGCAUUAUGCAAAUGGAAACUUAGUUACAGGAGAUGCAGCAAUGAAACCAAAUGUCAUACCUGUGCAUAGAAUUUGCAUUGACUGGGCACCACAAGUGUACUUUGUUGGUGAAGUUGUUAAGAAUUUGAAGGCAGAGGUGGCAAGGGGAGCAAAACUUAAAUGCAGUAAAUGUAAUCUAAAGGGAGCUGCUCUUGGUUGCUAUGUCAAAUCCUGUAGAAGAACGUAUCAUGUUCCUUGUGCAAUGGACAUCUCAGAUUGCCGUUGGGAUCAUGAGGAUUUUCUCUUGCUCUGUCCUGUCCAUUCAAAUGUCAAAUUUCCAUGUGAGAAAAUCAGGUCCAAGAAAAAGGCAACACAGAAGCAUCCCACUUUUUCUCAUCUGCCAUCUCAUCACUCAAAUCGUCUUGAAGCUUCCCAGGAUGCUAGUAAAAAAUUGGUAUUUUGUGGAUCUGCUCUAUCAAAUGAAGAAAAGGUAUUUUUGAUCAAUUAUGCAAGCAAGGUUGGUGCUACUGUGACCAAGUUCUGGACCUCAAAUGUCACCCAUGUAAUUGCAGCAACUGAUGCACAUGGAGCAUGCUCCAGGACGUUGAAAGUUCUGAUGGCAAUUCUAAAUGGACGAUGGGUUCUAAAAAUGGAUUGGAUAAAAGCAUGCAUGCAAGAGAUAAAUCCUGUAGAGGAAGAACCGUAUGAAAUUAAUCUUGACAAUCAAGGGUGUCAAGGUGGCCCAAAAGCUGGCAGACUUAGGGCAUUGGCCAAUGAGCCCAAGCUAUUCAGUGGCUUAAAGUUUUAUUUUUCUGGAGAUUACGUGUCAACUUAUAAGGAAGAUCUUGAAGAAUUAAUUGAAGUGGGGGGAGGUACUGUUUUGAGAAUCAAGGAAGAAUUGGAAGCACACAGACAUGAAUGCAAAGGGGAUUCUUCAAAGUUGCUAGUUGUUUACAACCUUGAUCCCCCACAAGGAUGCAAGUUGGGGGAGGAAGUUUCAAUUCUUUGGCAAAGGCUAAACGACGCAGAGGAUUUAGCUGCGAACACUUUACAAGUCAUUGGUCACACAUGGAUUCUUGAAUCAAUCGCUGCAUGUAAAUUGCAGCCUUUUGUUUACUAAAAUGCAUUAGGUAGCUGAUAUUUUGUCGAUCACUUGAUAGGGCGUUCUCUGCAAAAGUUGAUCAAUCGUGUACAGGAUUUAGCUUGAAUUUAUUUGAAGUCUUGUUCGAGUCACUGGAUGUUAGGGUGUAAUGCUUAUGUAACAUUAAGUAGUUAUUUACUUAGUUUUGUCUGCUCUUGCCUCGUCUUAAUGACUUCACGCUGAAUGUACUUAUGUUUUAAAAUUAACCGGAUCCUCAGAGUUGAGAUUGACCA